UUAUUUCAGUGUUGAGCAUAUAACUUUGAAGAGACUCUGAGGCAGAAAACGAGUACACGAGAACCAUGGAGCCUUCAGGUACACAAAAGAAGGCACGGACGUUUGACUUCAUGGCCAUGUUUGAAGAAGCACGUCAGACGGCAAGAGAGAGAACACAAGACAAAGAGGAUACAACCGGAGAAACUGUUCAAGAUGCUACAGAGAAACUAAAAAAAGCCAAGGAUGAUUCAAGUGACUCCAGUGAUUCUGACUCAGAUAGUUCCUCCUCAUCGGAUGAUGAGCGGAGGACAGACAAACCCAAACAGAAGUCAAAGGGAGGUAACUCAGAUGAUGACAUGAUUGGGCCACCUCUUCCACCAGGAUUUGCUCAAGUUCCCAGUGAUGAUUCAAAGAUUGUUGAAGCUUCAAUGGCCGUGUCAAAGAGUGGGGACUCAGAAGAUGAAGAUGAGGAGGAGGAGGAAGAUGAGGAAGAAGAGUCACUUGACAAGAAGAUUCCUAUAAGUCAUGAUCUUGUUCUAGAUCAUGGGGGCAAAACUGUAUCUGCACUGGCGUUAGACCCAUCAGGGGCCCGUCUAGUGACUGGGGGGUUUGAUUUUGAUGUCCGAUUCUGGGAUUUUGCUGGAAUGGAUGCCUCAUUACAGAGUUUCCGAAAUUUACGUCCAUGUGAAUGCCAUCAGAUCAAGUCCCUCUCAUACAGCACAACAGGAGAUAAGAUUCUGGUAGUGGCUGGCAAUGCCCAGGCAAAGGUCAUCGACCGUGACGGCUUCGAGGUGCUGGAGUGUGUGAAGGGAGACCAGUACAUUGUAGACAUGGCCAGCACCAAGGGCCAUACAGCCAUGCUGAAUAGUGGAAGCUGGAAUCCCAAGAUCAAGGAGGAGUUUCUCACAUGUUCAAAUGACGGCACACUACGGCUGUGGGAUGUUAAUCAGUCUAAGAGACACAAGGGAAUAAUCAAACCGAAGAGUAACAGCGGUCGUCGGACUAUCCCAACUACCUGCACCUACAGUAACGACGGCAUCUACAUCGCAGCAGCUUGUCAAGAUGGCUCUAUUCAACUGUGGGACCAUAGGAAACACACUUUUGUGAAUGUCGCUCUCUACAACAGAUCAGCCCACAUGAAUGGAUCAGACACUUCAUGUCUGUGUUUUUCCUACGAUGGGACAGUGUUGGCUUCAAGGGGAGGUGACGACACACUGAAGCUGUGGGACAUCAGGAAAUUCAAGGAGCCACUUGCAGUUGUCAAGGAUCUUGAAAAUGUCUUCCCAAUGACAGACUGUCUGUUCAGUCCCGAUGAUCAGAUGGUCGUGACUGGGAUAUCAGUAAGGAAAGGUGAAGGUGCUGGUAAACUCAUCUUCUUCGAUCGGAACACACUGAGCCGUGUGACUGAGAUGGAGAUAGGAGAUUCAAGUGUGGUACGAGCGCUGUGGCACCCCAAGCUGAACCAGAUGGUGGUUGGAUCCGGGGAUGGCAUGGUCCGGGUAUACUACGAUCCCAAGAAGAGUCACAGGGGUGCCAUGUUGUGUGUCAUCAAGCAGAAGCGGAAGGCCAAACAGGUGCAGGUGAUGGCAUCACAGACAAUCAUCACACCAUAUGCACUGCCCAUGUUCCGUCAAGGGAAACCCACCAGUACACGUAAACAGGAGGAGAAGGUCAGGAAAGACCCCAUGAAGAGCAGAAGGCCAGAUCUACCGGUCAGUGGACCAGGAACUGGUGGUAGAGUUGGAGCGAAAGGAGCUACUCUGUCUCAGUAUGUGGUUCAAACACUCAUCACGCGCAAGCCGGACAAGUAUGAGAAUGAUCCUCGUGGCGCCAUCUUGAGACAUGCAAAGGAGGCAGAGGAGAAUCCAUACUGGGUGGAUCCAGCGUAUAAGAAGACACAGCCUAACAAGGUGUUCCAGGAACCUGAGACGGAGAAAAAAGAUGAUGAUGAUACCCCGUUGUGGAAGAAGCAGAAGAUAAGCUAGAAUGCAGCCCGAACCUCCUGCUGGACGCCCUGUGCAUCUCACAACUAAUGUUAACAUCCAUUGGCAUUAUGGAUGAGACAUUGUUGUACUGCAUCUGUACUGUGGAUGGAAAGGAGCAGUUACAGAGACGAAAAGACACUUUAUUACAUAAAAGUGACGUGAAUCAUGUAGAUGGAUAUCGGUGCUUUUCAACAUGCCAAUAACAACUGAAUCUUCAUUACCAUGGUUACUGCCAAGAAAAUCAAUUUGACACUAGAACUAGAAAGGUUAUGUCCACAUCACUGUAUCAUGUUCCUUCCAUCAUAAAGACCAACAAGUCAGGCAAUGUAAUUAGUUGGACAGGUGUAAAACUACUGGGGGAGGUGGGUAGAGUUGUGGUCAAGGUGUCAGUGUCAAGCUGAAGACCCGGGUUCGAUUCCUUACAUGGCUACAAGGUCUGAAUCCUAUUUCUGGUGUCCCCCUCCACGAUAUUGCUGGAAUAUUGCUUAAGUGGUGUAAAACCAUAUUCGCUUUAAAAUUACUCUGAAGAUGUGCUUAACCAUUGUCAGUGUGAUUUGUACUGCGAGUAAUAAUCAACCAUGUUCACAUUGUUGAUAUAUGGCAACGAUCAGUCUUUACCUAUAUAACUUUAAAGUGUGUAUAUAUAUGGUGCCAUUACCAUAGAUUAUAUCUAAAAUGAACAUUGUUCAUGGUUCCAUGAUCAUGGAGCAGGGGUGGAAAUAAUUUUAAAA
Molecule: messenger RNA, 2695 nt
Organism: Haliotis rubra (blacklip abalone)
Lineage: Eukaryota; Metazoa; Mollusca; Gastropoda; Lepetellida; Haliotidae
Product: WD repeat-containing protein 70-like
Biological process (GO): regulation of DNA double-strand break processing
Cellular component (GO): nucleus; site of double-strand break
Molecular function (GO): protein binding
Source: RefSeq, a predicted model, not a curated record